Molecule: messenger RNA, 4886 nt
Organism: Pseudovirgaria hyperparasitica
Lineage: Eukaryota; Fungi; Ascomycota; Dothideomycetes; Acrospermales; Acrospermaceae
Product: glycosyl hydrolase
Exons: 4
Coding region: 289-4698 (1469 amino acids)
Biological process (GO): Golgi to vacuole transport; Golgi to endosome transport; protein targeting to vacuole
Cellular component (GO): Golgi apparatus; membrane
Molecular function (GO): protein binding
Source: RefSeq, a predicted model, not a curated record
UUCACCAGCGAUGUAUGCGUUCGGGAGUUCAAAUGAUAAGUGAAAAUGAGCAUGAGCUUUCUAUAAAUCCGUUAAAGGUGGAUGUGCGUACCCAGAUGGUCCAAACUUAGUGCCCGUGCCACUCCUCCGCGCCGGCCGGGAUGCUAGGCCGACUCGCUGAGCAUUGAUCCAUAGGUAAUUAGCUCCCAAGCCUCCAGGUGUCCAAACGUAUCACCAUAAUCACUUUCCCUAUCAUUCCCUACAUCAGCACUCAUUCCUCGAACCUUCUCCUCCACACAUCCAUGCAUCAUGCGGCUACUACAGGGCAUACUGCUGCCCGCCUUGCUCGCGGCCAUAGCUAGUAUGGUAGGUGGCGUGUCCGCUAAGAAGGACAAACCCUCCCUUACGCGUACCGAAUUCAAGACCGAACCUGGGAACCUUUUCUACUUCGAGGAUUCUCAGGUUGUGCUUAUGAUAGAAGUGGAAGAGGGCAAGGUUUGGAGAACAGAUAAUGAGGGCGACGAAUGGAACGUGGUCGACGAUAUCAAGAGCAGUGAUAAGCCAUACGCACUCCUUAAGAACCAAUACGAUAGCAAUGUGGCUGUAGCCUUGGGCAAGCGCAAGAUACACUGGAUCACCUAUGAUAAGGGAAAAUCCUGGAGACAAUUCACAACAGAUGAACAUCCAAGUCAAGUGACGAUACCCAUCGCGUUUAAUGCUGCGGAUAACAAAAAGCUUCUCUACUCAUCACUAGAAAAAUGCCUUGGUACUGUGUGCAUUGGAAAUACAUAUUAUACCGAUGACGGUUUCGAGAGCACAAAAAUAUUGAUCCAGAAGCGCAAGCUAUGUGAAUGGGCGGUAGCGACCGAUCUGAUCGCUGAGCGUGGCGACAUCAACGAAGACCGUAUACUAUGUAUCGUCGAAGGGAAAUAUGGCUCACAUUCGCCGUCUAAGUACAGACUAUUAUAUUCCGACAACUACUUCGAGGACCAAACCGAGAUGAAAAUUGAUGGCCAAACGAUGACGGGGUUUGCCAGUAUCGCAGCUGUCAAAGGCUUCCUCGUUGUCGCUGCCGCGACCCCGGGCUCUCACGAACUUGCCCUUUAUACUUCAAUGGAUGCGGAAACCUGGCAUAAAGCAGAAUUUGGGGACCACCAUGUCGAAGAGAGCGCAUACACAGUACUGGAAUCCACGAAUUACAGCAUCCAAGUAGAUGUGCAGACUGCAGACUUCACGCCUAUGGGUGUGCUAUUCUCUAGCAAUUCCGAGGGACGAUUUUUCACGAACAAUGUCGAGCACACAAACCGUAAUGAACGAGGCUUCGUUGACUUCGAGAAAGUUUCCAAUAUACAAGGAGUCAUAAUAGUCAACGUUGUCAAGAAUUACAAAGAUUUACAAGGAAUUGGGGGCUUCUUUGGUGAAGAAAAGCAGCUAAUAACACAGCUUAGUUUUGAUGAUGGCCGGACAUUCCAUGAUCUCAAAUACAAGGACAAGGCGCUUCAUCUUCACUCCGUCACGGAUCUCGCGAACAGCGGCAGGGUAUUCUCCAGCCCGGCCCCUGGUCUAAUCAUGGGGGUUGGUAAUACCGGCGACUCCCUGAAACCUUACAAAGACGGCGACCUUUACGUGUCUGACGACGGUGGUCUUACCUGGAACAAAGCUCUAGAAGAAGCCCAUAAAUACGAAUUCGGUGACCAAGGAUCUGUUCUGGUGGCUGUUUUCGACGAGGGCCCGACUAAAGAGAUCCGAUACUCUUUGAAACAUGGCAAGGAUGAGUGGCGUACACUUGAACUUGAGAAUGAAAUGAGAGCUGUGGAACUCACAACCAAUACCGAUUCGACAAGCUUGCGCUUUAUUCUUAUUGGGACAGAAGGAUCUGGUAAGAAGAAACAGUGGGUCAGCUAUACCAUCAAUUUCGAUGACAUGCACGAGCGAGAUUGUGGCGAGAAAGAUUUCGAAACUUGGCACGCUCGCGUCGACGAGGAUGGGAACGCCAUGUGUAUCAUGGGUCGAAAGCAAUCCUUCCACAGGCGCAAGGCGGACGCCGAUUGCUUCGUAAAGGAGUUUGAGAAGCCUGAACUAGAAUGGGACAUAUGCGAGUGUACUGAAGCUGAUUACGAGUGCGACGCUGGUUUUACACCAGAAUGGAGUGGUGAAGGUGAUAAGAAGGAAAAGAAAUGCGUCGUUGCCGGACGGCUGGAUCCGCCUGAUGAUGCUUGCCAAGGCGACGAUGAAACAUUCAUGGGAAGCUCUGGGUGGCGCAAGAUUCCCGGAAACCAAUGCAAAGGUGGUACCAAAAAAGAUAAAGAGAUGGAGCACGAAUGCAGCGAGACCAAAAAUCCUCCCGGGAGCGGCAAGAUUUCAACUGAGAUUACAUCUUUCCCCGAAGACAACCUUGCCGAGUACUAUUAUCUUGAGAGGAACGGCCGACAAGGCGACGAUGAGACUGUCGUUAUGCGAACCACGGACAACACUGUCUAUAUUACUCGCGACCAUGGAAAGACCUGGGGGCGGCCCAAGGCCAUUGGUGACGACGAAAUCGUCGCGAUAUACCCUCACCAAUACUUCAAUGACGUUGUGUAUUUCAUUACAGCGAGCAAAAAGGUCUAUUACUCAAAGGAUCGCUGCAAGACAAUUCAUGACUUCGAAGCUCCGUCAGGUCCCAACAGGGCCGGCCUUCAGAUUCUCCAAUUCCAUCCAAAUAAAGACGGCUGGCUCAUCUGGACUGGUCAGGACAAAACGGGGACGCCUCAAGCAUGGAAAACACAGAGAGAUGGCUUGGAAUGGCAUGCUCUAGCACGUGCCGUGAGCAAAUGUCAAUUCAUGUUCAGUGACGUUGGACAUGACGUGGAUGAACAGCUUGUAUACUGCGAGCAGCACACUAACGAAGAUCCGAGUGCGCCGCUCCAGCUUGUCUCGAGCAAAGACUGGUUUGCGAACAAGGACGUCGUUUUCGAUGAUGUUGUCAGCUUCGCAACCAUGUCGGAGUUCAUAGUCGUUGCGUCCAAAACGGAAGACCGCAAAAACCUCAAAUUGGACGCCAGCAUUGAUGGCAAGAACUUCGCUGAUGCUCAGUUCCCGCCCAAAUUUACCGUCGAGCAUCAACAAGCCUACACUGUACUUGACAGCUCUACUCACUCUGUAUUCCUUCACGUUACCGUCAAUGCACACAGUAACUCUGAAUAUGGAACCAUAAUCAAAAGUAACAGUAACGGCACGUCCUAUGUCCUGAGCGUUAAUGAGGUCAAUCGAAACGAAGAGGGCUACGUAGACUUUGAAAAAAUGCAAGGCCUCGAAGGAGUGGCUAUCAUCAACGUCGUCCAGAACAAAGAACAAGUCGACAACGGUGCCGGGAAAAAGAAGCGCACACUUAUUACCCAUAACGAUGGCGCUGACUGGGCUCUUUUGUCUAAUGUGAAGGACGCUAAGGGGGAGAAGAACCUUUGCAAUGAUAACGGAUGUUCCCUUCACCUCCACGGAUACACCGAGCGCUCUGAUCCUCGAGCUACAUUUUCGUCUGCAUCCGCAGUCGGUCUCAUGAUGGGUGUGGGUAAUGUGGGUACCGAGCUUAGCAGUCCGAGUGACGCCAAUACCUUUCUGACCCAAGACGGAGGCGUUACAUGGAAUCAAGUUAAGUCGGGUCCUUAUAUGUGGGAAUAUGGAGACCAGGGAUCGAUCAUUGUUCUCGUGAAGAAGAACGAAGCAACAGAUCACGUUCUAUACAGUACUGAUGAGGGCGACUCCUGGACGGAAUACCCCUUCACCAGUUCCGAUUCUUGGAAUAUCGAGCUCAUCACUACGGUACCUAGUGAUACGUCGAUGAAUUUUCUCUUGUGGGGUAAACAAGUCAAGGGUAAAAACCGUGGUAAGCUUGGUACGGUGAAUCUUGACUUUUCCGGCCUCUUCGAUCGUAAAUGUGAGCUUGAUGACGACAAUCCUCUGGCGGGCGACUACGAAUUUUGGACCCCAAAGCAUCCGUCUCAAGACACUGAAUGCUUGUUUGGGCACAUUGCCAAAUACCAUCGAAAGAAGCGUGGUGAACUGUGUUACAAUGGUGAACGUCGAUUCGACGAUGUGCACGAACAAGAGAAGUGUGAAUGUACUCGUCGCGACUGGGAAUGUGAUUAUAACUACGAACGCCAGAACGAUGGUUCAUGCCUACUUGUGGAAGGUUUGUCGCCAUCUGAUCCCAAGGACGUGUGUCAAGACAAGGAUGUGGUUGAGUAUCAUACCGUCACCGGCUAUCGUAAAGUGCCGAUCUCGACCUGUGAAGGUGGCCGGGAUUUACGGGCAGAGACCCUACCGUGCCCAGGCCAUGAAGAAGAGUACAACGAGAAGCAUGGCACAUCUGGCUUCGUUAUCUUCCUCGCGAUAGUUCUCCCAAUUACAGCAGCCGCUGGUGUCGGGUACUGGGUAUACCAGAAUUGGGACGGCAAGUUUGGCCGCAUCCGACUGGGCGACGGCUAUAGUUCGUUCGACAGCAACAGUCCAUGGAUAUCAUGGCCCAUCGCGGCCGUCUCCGGCCUCAUUGCCGUUCUCGCUACGAUCCCAUUACUGGUCGGCAGUCUGUGGCGAAGUGCAAGCAGCAGAUUCGGUGGCGGCCGUGGCUACGGAAGCCGGACGUACACGAGUAGAGCCUCGUUUGGCCGCGGCGACUAUGCGAUCGUGGAUCCGGACGAAGGUGAACUGCUUGGUGAUGACAGUGACGAGGACGUCUAGUAGUCGGUGAAUCUGGGUUUUUUUUGGGAAGCACAGGCAUAGGAUGGGUAGAACACAAGGUUGAACCCAAUUUCUGAGAGGGGAGGCUCGGUGCCUUCCCUUUCAAAGUGUAGUUUUAGUUCCUUUUUUGAGCGCUGCGCAAUCUGCUUCUCGAAUGUCUUUCGUGCCAUGAAACUAUGUGUGUGUGC